UGAAAUAGCUUUCAUGCUUAACUUAUAUAUUGUUCUUAUAUCUACUUACAGAUUGGAUAAAAGCUUCUUUGUGUGAAGGAUUACACGAAGGAAGGGACAACACGUCCGGCUGACGGCUUACUGUCAGUUUAAGGAUUAUCCUGCUGUGAAAUCCUUUUUGUGAUUGCGUUUCACACGAACUUAAUUUAUUUCGUAAUAAUUGAAUAUAGUGUUCAAUUUAUUUUUCUGUAAUUGUGAUAAAAAGAAAUUACAGAUCACGCACGUUCAAAUCUCUUUUGUUUCCUUUUGUGUAAGGCCUCCGAGAUUUAACAAAACUCUACCAGGCUAUUAAAUUCACUGUUUGAAGUGUGGUCUUUAAGUGAAAAAGACCAAUAGUUUCAUAUAAUUGUUUGAAUAUAUUAUGGACAAACUUGGUUAUUACGUCAAUGUCACUUAUGAAGCGUUCACUACUUUUUACUAUGAGAAUUCAACAGCAACUAUGGGAAACUAUAUUUCAGAUACCCCGCCAUCACCGGCUUUACGUACGUUUGAAGCAAAAUAUAAACCUAUUCACGGGUACUUAGCAGCAAGUGUAUGUGUAUUUGGAGUAAUUGCUAACGUUCUAAAUAUCAUAGUGCUUACAAGGAAAAAUAUGGUUUCAUCUACAAAUAUAAUACUUACCGGCUUAGCCAUAUCGGAUGGGCUAACUAUGGCUUUUUAUUUCCCAUGGGCGCUGCAGAUGUAUGUUAUACAUGGGAUUGAUGUUAGUCCAGAGAGGGACACUGAAGGAUGCGCAAAGUUUCAACUCAGUUAUGCCAUUGUAAGUGUAAUUGUUCAUUCUAUAGCUAUUUGGUUAACAGUUACACUCGCUGUUUUCCGUUACGUCUUCAUACGCUUUCCGAGGAUAGGAGCCCAGUAUUGUAACGUACAAAAAGCGAAAACUGCAGUAAUAGCCGUGGCUGUGGUUGUUACUAUAGUCUGCAUACCAAAUUCAAUAUCUUAUGAGUUGAAAAAUGAGCCAGCAGUUCUUCAUGGCUUCAACAAUAGUAAUGAUUCACUCUGGUGGAUUGACGUCAAAAAUAACACUAAUACGGAUGUCGUUUUACAAAAAUUUAAUUUUUGGGUACAGGCUAUAUUUGUAAAAUUACUGCCGUGCUUCAUGCUUACUAUCUUCAGCGUCCUUCUCGUCAGAACAAUGCAGGAUGCUGAAAAUAGACGCAAAAAGAUGAUGACCAAAAAUUCUGUCGCAGACGGAGAAACGCAGCCCAUAGGAACAAGCUCGAAAAGAUCUCGCCGUUCUCAGCGAACUACCAGAAUGCUUCUUACGGUUGUUAUUCUAUUUUUAGUAACGGAAACUCCGCAAGGAAUUAUGAAUUUACUCAGUGGCCUAAUACAAGACUUUUUUCAUCAUAUCUACACACCACUAGGUGACUUGUUAGACAUUCUUGCCUUGAUCAAUAAUGGUAUAAAUUUUGUUUUGUACUGUACAAUGAGCAAGCAAUUCCGGGACACGUUCAUAUCCGUGUUUUUCCGAUGUUUUUCAAUUGCAAAUGGGCGCAAAAUGCAAACUGUUACUACAAUGGUCACGACGAGAGAUUCUGAAGUAUAAGGUUGGACUUAUUUGUUGUUAUUAGAGAUAAAAAAUAUAUGUACUAUUAUGUGUUAUUGUAAAUAUAUAUUACAAAAUGUUUGUAUAUAUUAUACAUGUAUAACUAUGAUAUAGUGGUGUAGUUUACUUAAUGUAUUGUGUUACAUGCGAAUGUGAUGUUUAUUUGCUUUUCAUAAAACAUGUUAAUUGCCGAAAAUUUGUUAAUCUUAUUAUAAAUAUAUACAUAUUUAGCUGCACAAAUUAAUGCGUACUAAGACAUGAUCUUGUUAAAAAAAAACUAAAAACAAAGUGAUCCUUCGUAUUUAAAGUUUGACAUGAAUAACAAACUGUGACUUUUUUGCCUUGAAUAUAAAUGAUAUACUCGCAAUUUUAAAGCCACUUCUUUUUUCGCCUGUUCAUUGAUAGUUUUAUAACUGUUCAAAUCAGUAAAACGAACAAAUUCAACACAAUUAAAAACAAAAUAAAACAUGGUACUUUAGCACACAAUUUAUAUUAAACUGUGUGUAUCAGUUCAGUACAUUUUGAAUCAUGAUAGGGAUAGUAUCGCCGUCUUAUUGUAGGGUUUGCAUUUAUCAAUUUAUUUAUUUAUCUUUAAUUCAUGUUUACAAGAGAAGACUUUUUUAUGAAUAUUUAAACAACAAACGUUUUCAAUAUGUAAUAAACAAUCGGAAAGGUUUAACAAUGUUUGAUAUGUCACGCAUGGAAUAUUAGUGAAGGAAUCAAGAAAAUAUUUCCUUGUUAUUUCAAAAAUAACCCAACAAAUUACUAUUGAAAUAAGAAAAUCAGAUUUUUAAAAAAAAAACUUUUAAGGUAUUUAUCGACAUGUUUCUUAUUCAUAAUUGCAAGCACUCUUUGGAGUUUGUUCUUGAAGUCGACAGACAAAAUAUCAUGUAUUUUAUUGACGCCGUUUUAAAAAAAAAUCGAGUUGUACUGUAGCUAAUUUUGCUUGCUGUGAAUAAAUGUCAAAAAUACCACCGCGGUUGUAAACUAAUGAAUUGUAACAUAUCUGCCGGUUCGUUAUGUGUAUGCUCGUUGCUUUAGUUGCUUAAAUUUUUUCCCUUUUAUGACAUAUCAUAAUUGAAUUAUAUCAAAUCAAGUCAUUUAGAAAAUAAUUUCAUCAUCGUAAGUAUAUUAUUGUUGAAAUUUCCUAUUUGUAUUUACUAUCUAAACGACAUCUUCAGCACAUGAAUUUAUUGUGUAUGAAAUUAAAAAUAUUGUUCUUUUUCUUCCAUGAUAAAUUGACUCUAAGGUAAAACACAGGUACAUUAUGGAAAUGAUUUCUAUUUUCAGUUUAUUUGAUCGAUGCUUUCAUCGUCAUAUUUUAAUCUGUAUUGGUGUAUGGUGAUGUUCAUACUCUCUUGCAUGUGUUGAGUGUUAAAAAAGUUAUAAAAUGUUUUAAUAGUCUAAUAUCUUUCAUGCUUAUUGAAUAAAGACGUACAUCCUA
This is a messenger RNA of Ruditapes philippinarum (Manila clam), 3032 nucleotides long. RefSeq names its product G-protein coupled receptor dmsr-1-like. Gene Ontology annotation, biological process: G protein-coupled receptor signaling pathway. Gene Ontology annotation, molecular function: G protein-coupled peptide receptor activity. The transcript has a single exon. Gene Ontology annotation, cellular component: membrane. Bases 401 to 1588 code for a protein of 395 amino acids. Lineage: Eukaryota; Metazoa; Mollusca; Bivalvia; Venerida; Veneridae. The record is from RefSeq and is a predicted model, not a curated record.